Molecule: messenger RNA, 724 nt
Organism: Ostrea edulis (European flat oyster)
Lineage: Eukaryota; Metazoa; Mollusca; Bivalvia; Ostreida; Ostreidae
Product: ER membrane protein complex subunit 5-like
Exons: 4
Coding region: 90-416 (108 amino acids)
Cellular component (GO): early endosome; Golgi apparatus; EMC complex
Source: RefSeq, a predicted model, not a curated record
CUCUGGAAACCGUCAAAUCACCGGAUGUUGUAUUCUAGUUUUACCCAGACCUGGCUAUGCAUGCUGCACUUCCGGAGUAAGCAAAGGCAAUGAAUUUCUCAAGAAUAUGCGUCUUUAUAGGUCUUGCUGCAAUGUUACACGCAGCAUAUUCUGCCACACAGCACAGGACAUAUCUUCGGUUAACAGAGCAAGAAUUUACCACAUUGCCCAUUGAUAUCAUAGUUCAGUGUUUUGUGGGACUACUUUUGACAUGUUAUGGAGUGGUUCAUGUCGCAGGCUCCUUCCGAGAAGUGUGCGCCAGUGCCGAGUUAGAAUCAAAAACGUGGGAUAUGUUGAGCAACAGGCAGGCAUUUUAUUCCUUCUGCCACAGAGGAAUGGCGGUCAAUUACGUGAGUGAUGAAGAUGAAAACAGCUGAUGAAGACAGGAGUUUGAAGAACCAGGUUUUAACCAAAGAAAUUGAUAGAAAAGGAAGAAAAUAUGAAGAGAAGACAUGACGUUGUGAUGAGCGACUUUGUCAGUGUGUUUGUCAUGUUUUGAGACAGAAUAGGUGUAUUUUAUGAGAAGGAAUGUCGAAAAAUCAGGUUUCAGUUAUUCUUGUCCUUCUUGUGCAUUUAUGUGUUGAUUUUUAAUUAUUUUUUUUCUUGUGGAUUGAUAUCGUUGAUUCAUAUUUAAAUUAUGAUUUAAAUUUUAUACUCAUUUACUGCAAUAAAAAUGUAUGUUGAU